AUGUCGCAUGACCCUUGCAUGUACUCAGGUCCGUUACUAGUACUUGGUUUUCCAGAAACCAGUAGUGUCUCCUUUUGUUACAUGAGCAAUGCCCGGGAAACGCCCACGAAGUAUGCGUUCGCCGCUGUCUCAGAAGGGCCCUCGGACGCCGCGACGGAGAGCAUGCGACUCCUGUUACAAGAAGAAGGUGUGUCUAACGCAUUGCUCGACUCAGCAUGGAUCUCGUCUUACCUGUGCGUCUCCGGUCUCAACAGAUCCAAUGUGAUGCAGAGUUUCCCCAGUGCAAUUGGUGCAAGCAUCAUAAUCUCGCCUGUACCUAUAAUAGAAUCUGGGGCCACAAAGGCGUGGGUGCCGCCGGCCGUAAUGCAUAACGUCACGAAUUCUCAACUAAUCCAUCUGGUUAGUAAUCCGGUGACUCUAACGCCUAAAGAGGGUGCGCAAUAUCUCCUUGGAGACCCAUUAUCUAUCCCCGGUGGCGGAGGUGCGCUUCCAGGUCCGCCCCAAGCGGCUGAUCGGACAUGGCAUUUGAGACCAGGAAACACAUUCCUGAACAAUGUCACCUGUCUUGGAGGGCACCACGUAUUCUCUGAUGACGGCCGGAAAUGGAUUGAGUCUCAGGUCGGAGAAACCAUUGACUUCGACAAGUUGUUCUCUCUCGAGCUUCACUGGUUGAAACCGCUUCGUUUGCAUGCGAACACCACAGCACCUCCUGCUCUGCGUCCGAAUCUCCCCAGUAGGCCGGAAGUUGAAAGAUACAUUCUGGUCUAUAGCUCAUCCUUUCAGUGUCUAGUUUUCCCCGUGAUUAGCAGAUCAUUAUUCGAGAAGACGCUGGACCUCGCUUACAGUCCCUCCCGGCCGUCAGGUUCAGCCAGCGCCAAAUCCUGCGUGUAUUCAUUUCUCUCUCUCAUAUCCCUGUUUGGUUUUGAUGACAACAUACACGGCGCUACGGAUUGCCAAUCCUAUGCAUCGGCGGCGCAGAGCCUUUUGGCACCGGUGGUUGAGGAGAUGACAGUCGAUGGACUCCAGUCAUUGAUCAUGCUACGUCUAAUCAACCCGCCAGGUGCAACUCCAUUAUUUUCUAGGCGACCUCCAGUCGGCAGCGGUGACUUUGUCCAUCGCCGCUCGUCUUCUGUAUGCACUGGGGGCUCACAUAUAUGUCUACGGACGGGCCAACCACCGUGUAUGAAUGAUGCACAUUGCGACCUUACUCUACCUUCAGAUUAUUUAUGGCUGCAGAAUAUCAAUCUACAGCAAACCAUUCCACAGAUCAACAAUCAUACUAUUCCCCUUUUUCCUUGGGAUCUGCGCCUCUCGAUGCUCAAGUCAAGGAUAUACAAUGAGCUCUACUCCGCGAGUUCCCUUCAUCAGCCGGUAUCCGAGUUGCUGUCGAGAAUUCGAGGCCUCGACGAGGCAUUAGAGCAAUGGAGGCUGUCGCUACCCGGGGAGUUUCGACCGACGUUAUACUUUUCUGGAGAGACGCCUGUUAGCGCCAACGUGAAUACGCAGGCGGUAAUGUUGCGGCUUGCAUACUAUCAUUGCAUAACCACCGUCCAUCAAGCAACCAGCAGACGCCACGUUUCACAACCUGAUCUUGUAGGGCCGAGACUCAACGGGAUCGGUUCAAGUGCAAGCCUCUCUAUCGCCGCGAGCCGUUCAACACUGUCUUAUCUUCAUAGAGUGUUGCCUGUGGUCAAAGGGGAAUGCUUUUGGAUCAUUCUCUUUUACGCCAUAACUGCGGUGUUGACUCUCUUCUGCAAUAUCAUCUCGAAUCCCCGCGAUGCCGAAGCCAGUCAUAAUGUGAACUUGUUGCAGAUGACUCCGGGCUUAAUCCGCAGAAUCCCUGUCCGGAAGUUAACCCUCGGCGAAGUCAUCCACCUCCAGUACCUCGACGGUUUUACUGCCGAACUUGCGGCCAUUUGUGUGCGUGCUGUAUCCAAGUCACAACAGAGUCCAACCGACGCGGGCCCGUAG
Aspergillus fumigatus Af293 is the source of this 1971-nucleotide messenger RNA. The record is from RefSeq and is a predicted model, not a curated record. Lineage: Eukaryota; Fungi; Ascomycota; Eurotiomycetes; Eurotiales; Aspergillaceae.